Messenger RNA from Camelina sativa (false flax), 2034 nucleotides. NCBI's taxonomy places the organism in Eukaryota, Viridiplantae, Streptophyta, Magnoliopsida, Brassicales, Brassicaceae. The record is from RefSeq and is a predicted model, not a curated record.
AUGGUUACGAGAUCUGUUAUGUGUCGACAAAAGAGAACAGAUCUUGUUGGAUCGUGCGUGACCAAGAAGAAAGACAGGACAUGUCCGAUUAAGUUGUGUACCAAGUGCAUAUUGAACAGGUAUGGGGAGACUGCACAAGAGGUUUCGUUGAAGAAGGAUUGGAUUUGUCCCAAAUGCAGAGGAAACUGCAACUGUAGCUGCUGCAUGAAGAAACGAGGUCAAAAGCCUACUGGGAUAUUAGUACACACUGCUAAAAAGACUGGGUUCUCUUCUGUCUCAGAGCUUCUGAAGACUAGUGGUUCUGACAAAUAUUUUUAUACAAAGAAGGUGAAACCGGCAGGUAUUGUUGUUCCUUCGCCGCUGAAACUUGACCAGGAGAAUUCUAUUGAACAAAAACAAGUUAGUAUUAAAAAAUCGAGAAAAACUAAACGUGAAGAGCUUAAGGAUUUAAACAACGGCUGCAACGAUGAGAAUGCCGUGGUGAAAAAGAGCAGUUCCAAAAAGAUCAAGAUUUCUGAUCCCGUUCAUGAGACAGAAGUUACCAAGAAAGUAUUGGUAGAAGGAAAAAAGAAGAAGACUACAGCUAAAGAUACCAAGGAAAGUAACGUAGCGGAAAAAACCAAAAGAAUCAAACCAGCUCUCAAAAAGAAAGAAGAGGAUCAGGUUGAUGUGAAACUACCUCAGGGCAAUGGCUCAAUUUCUGUUUCUAAGGAAAAGAAUGUAGCGGAUAAAAUCAAACGAAUCAAACCAGCUCUCAAAAAGAAAGAAGAGGAUCAGGUUGAUGUGAAACUACCUCAGGGCAACAGUUCAAUUACUGUUUCUGGCAUUGACUUGGCUCCUGAAGAUGUUGGAAAUGUAUUUCAGUUUUUGGAGUUUUGUUCAGCUUUUGGGAAGGCUCUUGAUUUAAGGAAAGGACAAGCUGAAUGUGUGAUUCGUGAAAUGUUAUCUGGACGAAGCAAAAGGAGACAACAGUAUUCCACACUCACGCAGAUGAUAAUCCAACUACUUACUGUGAUAUUAGAGGAUAGAGGAGAAACAUCGGUUUGCCUGACUUCAACUGAUGCUAGUUGGUUCACUGCAAUUGGAGAAUGUCUUUCAGAAUCAGAAAUUCAGCUAGAUGAUUUCCCUCCUGAAAUGUUUAAAAAAGGCCUUUCUCAGUAUGAGAAGUUGAAUUCAUCAAAAAGGCUUAAGCUUUUGAAUUUCUUAUGCGAUGAGACACUUGGCACAUCGGUGAUGAGAAAUUGCAUUGAUAGCCAAAAUCUUGAAUCUGUUGAAAGGAAAAAGGAAGCUAAAGAAAAGAUCAGUGCAACAAAAGAUAAGGAGAAAGAACUAAAGCAGAAGUUGCAAGAUGAGUUGGUCCAAGCAGUAAAAGAGAAAAACGGGAUUCCAUUGUUGAUAACAGAACGUGAUGCAAUUGUAUCGCGAAUAAAUGCUGAAACUAAAGAAGUUUAUUCUGAAAUGCAAAACAUAAUAGACAUGCUAUCCAAAAAGAGUCAAGGAAGUGAUGAUGCUGUUAGAACCAACCCGGUGGAAUUGGAUGACAAUGGUCUUAUAUUCUGGAGAUUGAAGACUUACAAUGAUAAGCAAAACAUUCUGCUUCAAGAUGUAGGAAGCUUGACUGAUGUAUGUCCUCAUGAAAAAUGGUUUUCCUUCAGCUCUGAGCAAAAACCAGAGAUAGAGAAAUACAUCUCUUUCAUAAGGAUGAAACGGCUUCGAGCACAAAAGAAUGCAAAUACUAUUAUCACUUAGAGAUGAGUCUCUUCGGCUGUGAGCACAUAAGAACAUGAUUCUGAUAAGCAAUGAGGUAAAAAAGGCUGACUCAAAACUCUUUGACAUGUGAUUUUGAAUCGCAUUGAGUAUUGAUUUAUGAACAACCUAAAGAGCUGCUUGUAUGAUAAUGUUCAUUCGGAUUCCCUAAAGUAUGAAAUAAUCUUGAUAGAUAUGAGUUAUUUGUAAGUUUCAAGAAUUUCUAAAAAGUGAACAACAGAUUCUAUAUAGAAUUCUUAUUAUGAUAUUGUAUCUUUAACUUUGCAA